AGGAGGCGCUGCCGCCAUCUUUGCCCGGAGAGCAGUGAGCUGGUAGCUGCCGAGCCUCGCGGACUCAUCGGCCUCCAUCCGCCCCGCGCAGUCCCCGACGCCGCCCCGCCUGCUGGACAUGGACGAUCGGGAGGACCUCGUGUACCAGGCCAAGCUGGCCGAGCAGGCCGAGCGCUACGAUGAAAUGGUUGAAUCAAUGAAGAAAGUGGCUGGCAUGGAUGUGGAGUUGACAGUGGAAGAAAGAAACCUGCUGUCUGUUGCAUAUAAAAAUGUGAUUGGAGCUAGAAGAGCUUCCUGGAGAAUAAUCAGCAGCAUUGAACAAAAAGAAGAAAACAAGGGUGGUGAAGAUAAACUAAAAAUGAUUCGGGAAUAUCGACAAAUGGUUGAGACUGAGCUGAAGUUAAUCUGUUGUGAUAUUCUGGAUGUACUGGACAAACACCUCAUUCCAGCAGCUAACACUGGCGAGUCCAAGGUUUUCUAUUAUAAAAUGAAAGGGGACUACCAUAGGUAUCUGGCUGAGUUUGCUACAGGAAAUGACAGGAAGGAGGCAGCAGAGAAUAGCCUGGUGGCUUAUAAGGCUGCUAGUGAUAUUGCAAUGACAGAACUUCCGCCAACGCACCCCAUCCGCUUAGGUCUUGCUCUCAACUUUUCUGUAUUCUAUUAUGAAAUUCUUAAUUCUCCUGAUCGUGCCUGCAGGUUGGCAAAAGCAGCUUUUGAUGAUGCUAUUGCAGAACUGGAUACGCUGAGUGAAGAAAGCUAUAAGGACUCUACGCUUAUCAUGCAGUUGUUACGUGAUAACCUGACACUAUGGACUUCAGACAUGCAGGGUGAUGGUGAAGAACAGAAUAAAGAAGCGCUGCAGGAUGUGGAAGAUGAAAACCAGUGAGACAUCAAGGCCAACAAGAGAACCCAUCUCUGACCACCCUUACCUUCCCCCACAAAUCCCUCAGUGUCACUCUGAGAACCACCAAAUCUGACUUUUACAUUGGGUCUCAGAAUUUAGGUUCCUGCCCUGUUGGGUUUCUUUUUGUUUUGUUUUGGGUUUUUUUAAACACCGUUCAAAAGUUCUUAAAGGCAAGAGUGACUUUCUGUGGAUUUGACUGGUGCCAGCUUCUUAGAUUCCUUAAGACACUAACAGGACUGCGUAACGGCUCGUUCAGCAUUACUGUAUUGUCUUCUGCCAGCUGUGGCAAGAUAACCAUUAGAAAUGAAUGUUACAUCUGAAAGCCAUCAGACUUUUAAGGAAGAGAUUUCCUGCACUGUGUAGGGUGCACGUGGUGGUAUUUUUCUUUUUUAUAAUUGUUCAAACGGAAUUUUAUACCAAUGUUUAACUUAAUUUGGAGUUUGACUUAGAUUGAAGUUACAGGUUUUCUUGGAACGUUUAUUAUAGUGGUUUUGCUGUAAAAAGUUUCCAAACUGCUGAAAUGUUGCUGAAAAAAAGACGGUGCUGGUAACAGUUCAAUAAUCCGUAGCUGUUCAUUCUUGCCUACUUUCUACUUCUCCUCCAAGCAGGUUAGCGUUGAAGGUGGCAUUGAAAGCCUGCAUGCGUGUUCAAUAUUUUUUUUUCUCCCUUCCCCUUCCCCUCCUCCUCUCGCUCGCUCAACCUCUUUUGUUCAGUAUGUGUAACUUGAAGCUAAUUUGUACUACUGGAUAUCUGACUGGAGCCACAGAUACAGAAUCUGUAUUGUUCUUACUGAAACACAGCAUGGAAUUAACAUUAAACUUAAAUAAAACAAACCUAAAUUAAAAAUGCCAAA
Messenger RNA from Alligator mississippiensis (American alligator), 1757 nucleotides. It is a transcript of the gene YWHAE, whose product is annotated as tyrosine 3-monooxygenase/tryptophan 5-monooxygenase activation protein epsilon. NCBI's taxonomy places the organism in Eukaryota, Metazoa, Chordata, Crocodylia, Alligatoridae. The transcript has 6 exons. The record is from RefSeq and is a predicted model, not a curated record. The coding region runs from base 119 to 886 and encodes 255 amino acids. Gene Ontology annotation, cellular component: cytoplasm. Gene Ontology annotation, biological process: signal transduction.